Messenger RNA from Cottoperca gobio, 1382 nucleotides. Its product is annotated as CMP-N-acetylneuraminate-beta-galactosamide-alpha-2,3-sialyltransferase 1-like. Gene Ontology annotation, molecular function: beta-galactoside (CMP) alpha-2,3-sialyltransferase activity. Gene Ontology annotation, cellular component: membrane. Gene Ontology annotation, biological process: sialylation. The record is from RefSeq and is a predicted model, not a curated record. Lineage: Eukaryota; Metazoa; Chordata; Actinopteri; Perciformes; Bovichtidae.
CAGGCCCUUGAUUGAACACAGGACGUCACUAUACAACUCCCUCAUCCGUACACUGGGAAUGAGUUAUCUUAAGUUCAGCCUGGAACUAAAGUUAUUUCAAAGAACUUUGAGCUGCUGAAACAAAGAAACAGUUGCAUUCAUGUUCGAGGGUGCGUUCGUUUAUCCAAUCCGACGCUCUACACCAGGGGUGGGGAACCUCCGGCCUCACGGCCCUCGAGGUGAGGCUCUGAUCUUCCCAGAAGAGCGCCACACUGUCAAGAUGCUUUGCAGAUUGAGUAACAAUGGAGCUCUCAUUUCCCUGCUGUGCAUCGCUGCCUUUGCCCUGAUGUAUAUAUCUUCUUCUUCAUGGAGUUCAUCUGUGUAUUUCCUCGGACGUCAGAGCUCAAGUCUUUGUGCCUGUGACAAGUGUUUAAGAGAGGCUGAUCUAUGCAUUGGGGAGCGUAUCAAUGAAUCUCCGAAGCCUUUUUUGUCAAGAAAAUAUGGAAUUUCAGAGGAAGAUUACGAUUGGUGGAAGAACAUAUAUCGGGAAGGUCAUGACUUCAGUGUCUACAAUACAACAGUGGACAAACUGUUCCAGAUGUUCCCACACAUUGCAGAUGUUGCAGAAUCCAACAAUAAACGCUGCACGACUUGUGCUGUGGUGGGGAAUUCUGGUAAUUUGAAGCGAUCACACUAUGGACCUCUCAUAGACUUUCAUGAUAUCGUAAUAAGAAUAAACCGUGGCCCUACCAAAGGCUAUGAAGCAGAUGUUGGGACUAAAACGACUCAUCGAGUAAUGUAUCCGGAGAGUGCAUCUCAUUUGGACAACGCCACUAGUCUUGUGCUGUUUCCAUUCAAAAUGAAGGAUUUUCCUUGGCUCAUUGACGCCUUCAAACAAGGGAAAAACAGUGCCGUGAACUCAAAGAGGAGAGCAAACAAGGAUUUGGUGAUGAUCCUCAAUCCAGCUCUCAUGAAAUAUGUUCAUGACAUUUGGUUAGAAGAAAAGGGCCAUCAUCCAUCCUCUGGCUUUUUGACUUUGGCUCUCAGCAUGCAAAUAUGUGAUGAGGUCAGUGUUUUUGGGUUCGGAGCAGACAGAGAUGGAAACUGGAACCAUUACUUUGAAGUUCUCAGAAACAAAAAGCUGAAAACUGGAAAUCAUGCUGGAACGCAUGAAUAUGAAGUUAUUCAGCAACUACACAAGAAGAAGACAAUCACUUUUUAUAAAGGCUUUUAAAGGUGUUUUUGUUUCUCUUUUUCUGUUUCUUGUAAUUAUAUAAUCGGUGUAAAGUUAUAGUGGUCUUAAAGUAUCAUUAGGAAGCUAAAUAUAGAUACUUGUAUCUACAGAAGUGUUGAUUUUUAAUAUUUGUAAUAAUAAAAUUAUAGUUGAGAUUCUACUUGUUAAG